CGCCAGAAGACAAAAGUAUGAUAAUGGGUUUUUACAGGAGAUGAUGUUUGGUUGGGAGGACAUAGUGACCGUUUGGAGCUCCAAGACUCUCAUCCCACUGUCCCACAACCACCUGCCUAUGUAUCAAUUUUGGAAGAUUUACUCAAGAUAAGUCUGUUUCUAUCUUGUCUUCACUUUGAAUGAUUGGUGCUUAUAAACCACUCUUUAAACUUGGAAAUUGGGUUACCUUAAUUGAUUUCUUCAAUUCAGCCCCCAAUUCACACUACGAAUUUGAUCUUGCUGCUGGGUUUUUUUGUUUGCUUCAAGAAUUCUAGACAGAGAGAGAAAUCUGGGUUUUGGAGUUUUGCAUUUUGGUGAAGACAGACAGAGAACUCUGGUUAGAAGAGGCUGAUUUUGCUUUUGGAAGCUGAUUUUUGAAAGACCCAUUAAAAAGUUUGCAUAGUUAGAAUAGGGUUUGUGUCUUUAAUUGGUUUUUGAUGCUGGAUUUCAGAUAACGAUUGGGUUUUGGAAUGUGAAAAUUGAAAAUUUUUUGGUAGUGGAUUUGAGUGUUUGAACACAGAAAUCAAAAAGGCAAUUUCUGUAAAUAGGUUUUAGAUGUUUUCUAGUGAUAUUUACAAAGAUCCAUUAGUUUCUACAAUUGGUGGAACUUGUAAGAUUCUGAUAUAUCUUGGUUGAGUUUUGGGGCUUUGCAGAUUCUUGAGAAACAAACACAAGUCUGUCAAGUAUCAGCUUAAGUAAUAAGCUUGGAUACAGAAAAUCUGGGAUAGAGGCAUGACAAUAGCUUUUCACUCUUUGAAUUACCCUCCACCUGUAUUGGGUUAUAUGAAUAAGCAUAGAAGCCAAUAUGCAACAAGGACAAGUCCAGCUUUAGCUUUUCCUCCAUCUUCGAUUCUCUUACAAACCGAUGACAGUGGUAACUUAAUCGACUCCAAUAAAAAUCCCAGUUCAAGUACAGUUUCAACAAGUUGCAAUUCUGGUGGUUCCUUGCUCAAUCAAGAAAAUACAGUAGGAAUCAUUGGUGGCACAUCUAUUAAUUCUACUUUGAAUUUCUUCAAAAAACUUGUACAGUGGAGUACAAAAGAUGGAGAUGAUAGCCCACCGUUUGUUCUUUGCUCCGAUCCUGUGUUAAGCAAGGAGCUUUCAUUGCAUGAGAGAAAAUCUUUCCCUUCCUCUGUGAGUAAAAAUGAGCAUUUCCAAAAGGAUCACGCUCCAAUUGAAAAUUUAAGACGGAAAAGGGCUUUUCUUGAGGAUUCUGGAGCUCGAUGCAUAAUAAUGCCUUGUCACAUAUCUCAUUCAUGGCACGAUGAAGUUUCAAGGGGAUCUUCUGUUCCUUUCCUUCAUAUGGGUGAAUGCGUCGCAAAGGAGCUCAAGGAAGCGAAAUUGAGGCCUCUUGAAGCGGGAAGUUCUCUGCAGAUUGGGGUUCUUGCCACUGAUGCAAUUCUGAAGGCAGGUUUUUAUCAGGAGAAACUUCAGAAUGAGGGUUUUGAGGUUGUGCUGCCGGAUAAAGCGACCAUGGAGCAUACUGUAAUUCCAGCAAUUGAAGCUUUAAACAGAAAGGAUAUGGAAGGGGCACGAAAUUUGUUAAGAAUAGCACUACAAGUUCUUCUCGUUAGGGCUGUGAAUACUGUCGUCCUUGCUUCAGAUGACAUGCGAAAGCUUUUGCCUCAGGAUGAUCCUCUUCUCAAGAAAUGCGUGGAUCCAAUGGAUGCAUUGGCCCGGUCAACUAUUAAGUGGGCUCGAUCUGCUGGAAAAGGUACGUGAAGACCACCUAGAUUGCUAUGCAUUUGGUUCACAUUGUAGCAUUAUUAAUUUUUCUGUAUUUUAUUUUUGAUUUAGUUCAUAAUCUUAUUGUUGUGUUUCGUUGAAUUGGGAGUUGUAAACUGUUCAUUAGGUUGUUUUUAUUGUGUUAAUGAUGAAUUACUAUUGGGGGAGAAUUAUGUUGGAAAUUGGUGAUGAAAAAAGUGCCGUAUUUUGUCAAGUAAACAAAUUAUGAUAGUGUAUGGCUUAUAAAAAAUUCUUUUGUGUAA
Molecule: messenger RNA, 2027 nt
Organism: Camellia sinensis
Lineage: Eukaryota; Viridiplantae; Streptophyta; Magnoliopsida; Ericales; Theaceae
Product: aspartate-glutamate racemase family
Source: RefSeq, a predicted model, not a curated record